This is a messenger RNA of Ziziphus jujuba (common jujube), 2115 nucleotides long. Its product is annotated as probable L-type lectin-domain containing receptor kinase S.5. The transcript has 2 exons. Lineage: Eukaryota; Viridiplantae; Streptophyta; Magnoliopsida; Rosales; Rhamnaceae. Gene Ontology annotation, cellular component: plasma membrane. Bases 79 to 2115 code for a protein of 678 amino acids. The record is from RefSeq and is a predicted model, not a curated record. Gene Ontology annotation, biological process: protein phosphorylation. Gene Ontology annotation, molecular function: carbohydrate binding; ATP binding; protein kinase activity.
GCCCCUUUUCAUUUAUUAAAAAGAGAAAAAAAAAAAAAAAAAAAAAAAAAAAAGAAGUGCCCUUUUAAUGCUAUAGGCAUGAUCAUCUGUAUUUUUGUCAUUCUGCAAUUUUUGGCCAUUCCGGCCGCCUGGGCACAAGCAGCAAACGAACCGAAAGAUUUCCCAUUUACUCAGUUUGAUGUUAGUGAUUAUUCUUCUUUCCACUUUAGGGGCUCUUCUAUUGCUCAUGGGGCUCUUCAGGUGACACCAGACUCUGAAAAUCUUGAACUCACUAACAAGUCCGGCCGAAUCACGUAUAAACGUCCUUACAGACUCUGGUCGUCUGAUAUUGAUGAUGUUGUUGCCUCCUUCAACACACACUUUGUCAUCAACAUCUUUAGGAACAACGAAUGGGAAGCUGGCGAAGGGCUAGCUUUCGUCAUAGCACCGGACUACGAAGUACCGGAAAACAGUUAUGGGCAGUGGUUAGGCCUCACCAAUGACACCACCGACGGCGAUACCGAGAACAAAAUGGUUGCCAUAGAAUUCGACACUAAAAAGCAAGAUUUCGACCCUGAUAAUGACCAUAUCGGCCUUAAUAUCAACACCAUAAAAUCGAAAAAGAAUGUCUCUCUUAAUGGUUUAGGGAUUGAUUUAGCACCACAUCCAGAUAAAGUCACAAACUACAGCGUCUGGAUCCAAUAUGAUGGUAAAACCAAAGCCAUGGAGGUCUUCAUGGCGGCCACUAGUGGUAGCACCAACGUGGAAAAGCCAGUAGAGCCGAUUCUGAAUGAUACCAUCAACCUGAAAGAUUAUGUGAAGGAGGAAUCCUAUUUUGGAUUUUCUGCUUCUACAGGUAACCCUGAUAUUCAAUUGAAUUGUGUUUGGCAAUGGAAUCUCGAGGUCGAAGUUUUGCCUGUAAAAAAAGAUCGGACGUGGUUAAAAAUUGUUAUCGGAGUCGGUGUCCCGGGAAUUGUUUUGUUGGGCUUAAUUUGUGUUAUGCUGGGACUAAUCUACAAGAAAAAGAGGAAGAGAGCGAUUGACGAGGAGUCUCUUGUGCUUGGAACCUUGAAAAGUUUACCUGGGAUUCCAAGGGAAUUUAGGUACAAGGAUUUGAAAAAGGCCACCAACAACUUUCAUGAGAGUAUGAAGCUGGGGCAAGGUGGAUUUGGAGUUGUUUAUAGAGGUGUUUUGCAUGAAAAGGAUGGUGGUCAACAUGGUGCUUCUACUGCUAGUACUACUGCUAGUACUACUGAAAUUGCUGUUAAGAGAUUCUCUAGAGAUAAUGUCAAAGGCCAAGAUGAUUUCUUUGCUGAGCUUACCAUUAUUCAUCGUCUUCGCCAUAAACAUCUUGUUCGGUUAUUAGGAUGGAGCCAUGAGAAAGGAAAGCUUCUUCUGGUGUACGAGUUUAUGCCCAAUGGUAGCCUUGAAAAGCACCUCUAUGACUCCUCCAACCCAAAUACACUGCAUUGGAGUCAUCGAUGCAAGAUACUUACUGGUGUAGCAUCAGCGUUGCAUUACCUGCACAACGAGUAUGAUCAAAAAGUCGUGCAUCGUGACCUUAAAGCCAGCAACAUCUUGCUUGACUCACACUACAAUGCCCGCCUGGGGGAUUUCGGCCUUGCUCGUGUAUUGGACAAUGAGAGGAAUUCAUAUGCUGAACUAGAAUUAGGUGGAGUCCCAGGGACCAUGGGAUAUGUUGCGCCAGAGUGCUUCCAUACAGGGAAGGCCACACCUGAGUCUGAUGUGUAUGGUUUUGGUGCCGUGGUGCUUGAAGUCAUAUCUGGUCGAAGCCCAGGAGUUAGAAUUCAUCAUGAGCAGCAACACUAUUCCUUGGUUGAUUGGGUUUGGAUGUUGCAUCGGGAAGGCCGAAUUCAAGAAGCUGUGGACAAGCGGCUACAGAACGAUUAUAAUUUCGAUGAAGCAAACAGGCUGCUACUUCUGGGGUUGGCAUGCUCACAUCCCAUUGACAGUGAGAGGCCCCAAACCCCAGCCAUAUACCAGAUUUUAUCAGGAACUUUGCCAGCACCUCAUGUACGUCCAUUCAAGCCUGUCUUCACAUGGCCUUCCAUGGUCAGCACCUUCAGCACCAGUGACACUACACUUUUCAACAUCACAUCAUCAACAUCAUCAUGA